Stylophora pistillata is the source of this 768-nucleotide messenger RNA. RefSeq lists its product as uncharacterized. The record is from RefSeq and is a predicted model, not a curated record. Lineage: Eukaryota; Metazoa; Cnidaria; Anthozoa; Scleractinia; Pocilloporidae.
AUGGCUGCAGAGUCUUAUCAGCAAAGCUCGGCUACCGUAAAACUGGAAGAAGGAAAAGACUUCAUCCACACCGAUGUACUUCCUCAACUUGAAGAUGCCAUCUUGGAUUUAGGCUGCGGUACUGGCGAGUUGUCUGCCUACCUUGCUGAACUGGUCGGACUCAAAGGAUAUGUCAUUGGCGUCGAUCCUGACUUCAGCCGACUGCAACUGGCUAAGGAAACUCAUCGUCAUGUAGAGAACCUCUCUUUUAUAGAAGGCAACUCAAAUCAGUUCGAAGGCAUGGGCUCUGAGAAGUUCGACAUUAUAUUCUCUAAUCUCGUAAUCCACUGGGUACCUGACAAAAGCAAAGCGUUCAGAAACAUGUUCGACAGUUUGAAAGUUGGUGGGAAAAUUUCCAUACAAUAUUCAGAUAUAAUACCCCCCUUCAUGGCUACCUCGUAUGAGGUGUUGAACCCGGAAAAGUAUGAGAAAUUAAGCAAUAUGUUUCAUCUGGCUAAAAGAGAUGACGUGGAUCUUUUAUGUGCGAGGGCAGGUUUUGAUGUUGUGAAGAGCUACUAUCCCAAAUAUACGAAGGAUCUCUUUCCCAGCGUGGAAAGUCUUCUACAGUGGCUUGUUGGCACCUCACAUGGAGUUUUCGAUCUACGACUUGUGACCCAAGAGAGAGUCGAGCAACUGUUGCAGAAGUUUGGAAACCCACCGUUUGACUUCACUGAAAAUUCCUUUGACUGUAGACUUGUUGCCGUGAAACCAAGAUCCCAAACACUGUAG